Messenger RNA from Trematomus bernacchii (emerald rockcod), 1552 nucleotides. RefSeq lists its product as uncharacterized. Lineage: Eukaryota; Metazoa; Chordata; Actinopteri; Perciformes; Nototheniidae. The record is from RefSeq and is a predicted model, not a curated record. The coding region runs from base 20 to 1258 and encodes 412 amino acids. The transcript is spliced from 11 exons.
ACCAACUACAACAACAACAAUGGUGGCAAGCACUGUGGCUUCUAAAUACCAACCACAGAUUCUUGAUUUGGUGUUAGGAACAGUUGUCUUUUUCCUCCUCCUCCUCCUCAUCAUCACCAUCGUCUUCUUUACUUGGAGAUGCAGGUUUAAAAGACGCGGAAAUGAAGAAACACAACCUGUCUAUGAUGAGAUACAAGAUGGAUUCAUCUUUCAGACCACAAAUGUUCUGAUUCAAUGCAGUGGAAACUCCACAGCAACAGCAGUGGUCCGGUUUUCAGUCCCUGAGGACCACCGCAUCUGUCUGCAGUGCGGGGGCUCCGACAGCUCUGAUGUAGUCUGGACUCACCGUGACCGGAAGGUUCUGGUGUCCCGGCAGGGCAGCUACGAGACCAACAAGGACUCCCAGCGCUACCACCUGCUGUCUGACGGGGGGCUCUGCCUUCUGCGGCUCGAUGACUCUGACGGGGGGGCCUUCAGCUGUAACCAGCAUCUGGUGGCCGAGCUGCAGGUGAUGACAGGCGAGGACUUCCUGGUUCCUGCAGGCCGGACCCUGCUGCUCCCCUGCAGCGACUCCUCCAAACGCAAGAAGAAGUGGUCCCAACGGAGGGAGGGGGGGCGGUGGGAGACCCUGCUCACGCUGUUCAGGAACGGUACAGUGAGAGCAGAGAGGAGCCGGAUCAGCCUGAGGAACGAGGCCCUGCAGAUCCAGGACGUGCAGCCAGAGGACUCCGGAGAGUUCCUGUGUAACGGGAAGCUGCAGGCCAGACUCUCCGUCCUCACAGUGCAACCUGAGCCGACCAUCCUCCAGACCACCACCAGAACAACUGCAACAGCUGUCGUCAUGGAAACAGAAGAGGUUGAAAUAAAGAAGAAGGAGAAGAAGACACCUGUGAAUGCCCUGCUGAUGGUUGCCGUGGCGGGGAUGGGGUUAAUGAUCCUCCUCAUGGCCGGGGUCUGUGUUCUACUGACCGGCAUGAGGUGCAGGAGGAGGAGGAAACACAGAUGUGCAGCCCAGAGUCAGGAAGACACAGAGCUGCAGCCGUGGAAUACGUCCAACACACAGACUGAGUGGGAGGACUCUGAGAGCCCGUCUCCGCAGGAGGAGGCGAUCCAUUACGCCUCUCUGGGCCGACCGAACUGGAGAGGGGGACCCAGCAGGACUCCAGCAGACCAGAACCAGGACCACGUCAUCUACUCUGCUGUCGUCACCAGACCAGCUGCUAAACAGAAAGCUUCUCUGCUGCUCCGUGCACUCUGACAUAUCCAGUCUAAUGAAAGGCCUAUUGGGCCCCUUCCCAAGUGUGUUCUAUAGGUUUGUGUGCAUUCAAAUCCUCUGCAAAGGCUAUCAUCCCUGUGUUCCCUCCAGAGGGAGUUUCUCUCCCAAAACGUGUGAAUAAAGUGCUGUAGAGUCUUCAAACCAGGAAAUGAGAUGGUGCACAUUUGAUGUCGCCAUCUUCAGUUUUUUGAAUGGGUUUUCUGUAAGAUGCCUGAAAUAGUGCAACUGAAAAGGUUUUUUAAACUUCCCUGUGUCUCUAUACAUCUUUGUAUUCUU